This is a messenger RNA of Emericellopsis atlantica, 2877 nucleotides long. RefSeq lists its product as uncharacterized. NCBI's taxonomy places the organism in Eukaryota, Fungi, Ascomycota, Sordariomycetes, Hypocreales, Bionectriaceae. The coding region runs from base 1 to 2877 and encodes 958 amino acids. The record is from RefSeq and is a predicted model, not a curated record. The transcript has 2 exons.
AUGAGGGCGUCUCAUGCUUUGCUGUCGGGCCUUGUGCUCCCAGCGUUGGCCGAGGUCCAUGGUGCUGUCCACAGCAAGAGCACCACAUGUGAUCCCCCCGUGGUCUCUGAGGUCGAGGAAUGGGUCACCGAAUGGGUGACAGUCUCCUCCACCGUCACCGUCUGUGCCACGACCACCGGCAUUCUUGCUUCAACCACCAGCGGCAGCGGUAAUGGCGACGGCAACGGCAGUGGGAAUGGCAGCGGCAAUGGCAAUGGCAAUGGCAAUGGAAAUGGCAGCGGUAGCGGCCAUGGAGGUGACUGUGACGGCGGCUGCGUCGACGGUGAUGGAAAUCCCAUCCCGACUGCCACCAAGACUGACACCGCCACCUCGACUACCUCGACGAGGGUCACGGCGACCGAAACCAACAGCGGAAGCGGCAGCGGAACCGAACUUGCCUUGAAGAGGGAUUGGGACAUUGACUGGACCGACCUGAGCCAGCUCGAGCUGAAGAAGUCCUGCCGCAUGCUGUACACCAAGGAGGAGGUCCCCUCUGGCACAAAGCCCGAGGAGGGUGAGCCUUAUGCCUGGUUCAACGCCAACGACACCGAAUAUGCCAACCUGCAGACGGUCAACUCCAAGUACUUCCAAAAGGUGUGGUGCGACAUUGACGCCGGCUGGAUCAAGAUGAAGUUCAGCAACUGGGACGCGUACAACCACGCCUGGGACAACUGGCACGACGUCUCCCGCCCGAAAUGGGGCGACUAUGUGAUCAUCACCCCAGAGGAAUCGUGCCGCAACUACGGUGUCAAGGACCAGCGCAACUUUGUCCUGGCCACGGACGAGAAGCGCGAUGAUGGCAGCCAGACCAUCACCUGCCAGAUCAAGAACAUUACCAUUGCCGACACGGUCGGCGACGAGAACCCCGUCGAUAUUGAGUUUGAGAACUUUAACCAGCCUGGUGUCUCGGCGCAGGCCAACGACUCUCCCGGCGCUGACGGCUUCGAUGACCUUGGCGGCGAGGUGCUCGCCGACCCCAGCGGCGACUCCGACUUUGACUGGUUCCUCGACAACACGAUUGGCAAGAUGGACGUGGAGACACUGAACCAGAGCGUCGUCGCCCAGUUUGGCUUCACCCUGGACGACUUUUACGGCGAGAACGAUCUGCCCGAUCUGGCCACCGCGAACCUCGUCAAGAGGAGGUUUGGGCGUAGGCUCAGGAGGGCGUUCAAGAAGGUCAAGGCGGCUGUCAAAAAAGCCGUGGCCGUGACCAAAAAGGUCUUCCAAGAUGUCGGGGACGCCAUCAAGGAGACGGCCCAGCAGAUUGGCGACGCCAUUGCCGACUUCACCACCAUUGACCGCAGCAUCUCCAAGGACAUCAACUUUGACACGACGACGCUGGGCAAUGUUGUCGAGACGCCCUUUGACGGCAAGACGGGCUACGAGCUCUUCUCGGGCGAGUUUGGCGAGGAGAUUCGCAACGGCGCCGAGCUCUCGGGCUCGCUUGACAUCUACUGUGUCGACUGCGGUGUUGAGGGCGACUUUAACAUCCGCGGCAAGGUUGUCUUUGUCUUCUCACGCCUCAAGUUCGAGGAGGGCUUCGUCGAGGUCUCGGGCUCGCUGGGUGCUGGUCUGGGUCUGGGCAUCGUCGCCGAGCUGACGCUGAACAAGGAGUUCAAGAAGCAGAUCACAUCCCUUCCCCUGACGCCCUUCUCGAUCCCCAACGUCUUCGUCCUUGGCCCCAAGUUUGAUCUCUCGGCCGGUGUUAACUUUGAGCUGGACGCCCAGGGUCAGCUGCUCGCUGGUGUCCGUGCCGACUGGCCCAGCAUCAAUGCCAGGAUCGACGUCGUCAACUCGGGUUCCUCGUUUGCCAACGGUUUCACCCCCGAGCUCACGCCCAUCUUCGAGGUCGACGGGACCAUCAGCCUCACGACCACCUUCUUCCUCGAGGGCGCCCUGGGCAUCGGCAUCGACAUUGCCAACGGUCUCUUUGACAAGUCUGUCGAGCUGAUUGAGAAGCCAGGCAUCUUCGUGUCCGCCGGCGUCGGCGCCUCCUUUAGUCUCGAGAACGGCGUGGGCGGCGCUGGUGACAACGACUGCUUGGGUGUCGAGAUCGCCACCGGCUUCACCAACGAGGUGUCGGUCAACGUGUUCGACAUUGACGCCCUUAGCGCUGUCAUUGACACGCGCUCCUUUGACAUUGCGCGCAAGUGCUUUGAGGUCUUUGGCAAGCGUGACGAUGUCUCCAGCUUCCCUCUGAUCGAGGCCCGCCAGGACGAUGGCGGCAUCGGCGCCACCACCUUUGACGGAGGCAUCAUGUCCAAGAUCACGACCCGCGACGAGGCCCAGACGCUGCGUCUCCGCUACUCGCCCAACGGCAACAUCUACGCUGUCCCAGACAGCAAGGUGCCCCAGGCGGACAAGGACAAGGAAUGGUCGGGCUGGUUCGCCACCGACGAGUCUGGCAUCUUCAUCUAUGGCGACUCGCACGCCCGCUUCCUCCACGGCUACCACGACACGCUGCUCGAGCUCGGUGUCUCCCGUCUCCGCCUGCACGAGCCCAACGCGAUGCCCAAGACGUCACAGCUCAUCGUCCUCGCCACCGUCCAGGACGACGACGCCACCGUCGAGACCCCCGGUGUCUCGUCCGAGGUGCCCUACCUCAUCAGCAGCGACCUGGGCGGCGACAUUUACUACCCCAUCCUGUGCUCCUACGCGAGCGGCGACGUGUACCCCAAGAUGUUCCUGGCCAACGACAGCCAGACGGGCGUCGAGCGUCUGAUGAGCAACGACGCUGACAUUCUCGACCAGAUCACGGGCGCCGAGGUCAAGGAUUGCAAGUACGCGCCCCUGACCAACUGGAAGAACGUGGACGUUGGCGACCUUGUCGAGGAGUAA